UUUUAGAAUUGUGCGAAAAUGGCUUUUAUGAAAUGAGUAAAACUGAUUAUGGAAAGGCUUGGAAGUUUAUCAAAUUAGUUUCUGAAUAGUUUAUUUUAUUGGGAAUAAAUUGGUUUUAACAAUGGAUAUUAAGGACGAACAAUCGGAAGUUAUUUUAUAUUCCUAUUUAGACUGCGAUGAUCAAGAAGUCUGUAAUGAAAGAAAGGAUGUCGAUGAUGAUCAUAAUGAUGCAAAUGUUAAGCAGGAUGUUAAAACUCAUGAAGCUGCACACGGACAAAAGAUUUUGAGGAUAACCAAAACAUCUGAUGAAGUUUCGAAAAAACCUUACAAAUCAAUUGAGUUAAAAACGCAAGCUGUUAAGAAGUUAUUAAACAACGAAUAUGAAAACGAUUUUGAAAAGUUACGAUGGAUAAUGAAUUACUUGUUAUCAGAAAAAUUGGAGAAAGUUCUACGAAUUUCUGUUGUUAAAAAUCUCACAUAUAAUCAAAUGUUAAAAUGUAUUAAACCAUGUCUGUGUUACCUGAUAUUCAUGGAUUUUGGGCGUUAUUAUGUACGAGAGAUAAAGAAGUUUAAAUUUCCUAAAUUGGGAUUUUCUUCUCAGUCAAACGAAGACGUGAUCGAAACAUUUUAUUCUUCCAUCAUCAACUAUGUCGUGCCUGUUUUAAAAUUAAUGAAAGCGUCGAAAAUAAAUAAAUCGUUGAAUCGCUUACAGUUGUGUGUUUUCCUCAAAGCAGGAAGCGAAGAUAAAGACAUCGAACGUUUAUGGAAAACCGAACACACAAAAUUAAUUAAGCCGAAUUUUACUCCAGUGGAUGUCAUGCUAGUCAAUGAACUUUAUUACAAAUUACAUUUAGUCAUGGAUUGUCUACAAAAAACUACAAUAUUAAACCUUUGUUACGAUUCAGAAGAAUUAAUUUUCGAUCAAUCAUUAUAUUUAAACGAAAAUUCUAACCAUUUCACAAAGGAUGAGGAUGAAUGCAUGUUUAAUAUGAGCCUUUAAAUACAUCAAAAUUUUUAAAUUUUUAUCUAGAAAAAUCGAAUCAUCAUCAUGUCAAAAGAAGUCUGUGAAGAUCUUGAAGGUUUAAAUGCAUCAAAUUUGAAACUAUUGAUAAUUCUUCAUUUUAGAACCAGUUUAGUUAAAAUUCUUGAUAUUGUUAUAUGUUGUUUUCAGUACGAAUGACCUUUCUACAAGGCUAAAAUUGUUUGUUUUAUUAAGAAUUUUAAUAUAAAUUUUUAAAAUCAAAAUUUUAAUGUUAUAAUUAUGAAGUAAAUGGAACUUCGAUG
Centruroides sculpturatus (bark scorpion) is the source of this 1284-nucleotide messenger RNA. RefSeq lists its product as uncharacterized. NCBI's taxonomy places the organism in Eukaryota, Metazoa, Arthropoda, Arachnida, Scorpiones, Buthidae. The record is from RefSeq and is a predicted model, not a curated record. The transcript is spliced from 9 exons. Bases 122 to 1000 code for a protein of 292 amino acids.